Anarrhichthys ocellatus (wolf-eel) is the source of this 3200-nucleotide messenger RNA. It is a transcript of the gene itih3b.2, whose product is annotated as inter-alpha-trypsin inhibitor heavy chain 3b, tandem duplicate 2. Bases 315 to 3071 code for a protein of 918 amino acids. The transcript has 25 exons. The record is from RefSeq and is a predicted model, not a curated record. NCBI's taxonomy places the organism in Eukaryota, Metazoa, Chordata, Actinopteri, Perciformes, Anarhichadidae.
AAGGCAGGCUGGACCCUCAAUGUCAACAGUAAAGCUCACGAAAGCGGUUGAAUUUCUGCUAGUUCAGCUUUUUUAAUCCUGAAUUUUUCUGAUAGCUCUGUGUGGGAUUCCUGGCAGUAUGCAGAGGAGGAAAGUGGGUGGUAAUAUGUAUUUUUGUGUGGGUGUGCAAGUGACUGAGUUGUUGAAACAGCGGACAGAGAAAGAGGAGUUUGCCCUUUUAAAAACAAGAUUAUGUACACAGUGAUGUUGUCCUUGUAUGUUUGAGUUUAAAAGACAGUUUUAGCUGCCUGUGUUGCACUCUGGUGGGAGCCAUCAUGGAGAGAGCUGUGGUGCAAAUCACCCUUUUUGGGCUGCUGCUGGCUUCGGCCACCACACUACCAAACAAGGAUGACUGGGAUAUCUAUAGCUUUCACAUCAACUCAACAGUGACCAGUCGUUAUGCAACCACUGUCAUCACAAGCCGCGUGGCCAAUCGUGUGGACGACUCAAAGGAAGUAGAAUUUCAAGUCCGGAUUCCUAAGAACGCCUUCAUCAGUAAAUUCAGAAUGUUUAUAGAUGGCCAAGUCUACGAUGGUGUUGUGAAGGGCAAAGAGAAAGCUCAGCAGCAGUACACUGAAGCCGUGUCCCGUGGCGAAACUGCUGGGCUUGUCAGUUCUGUAGGAAGGACCCUGGAGGAAUUCAAGACCUCUGUGACCAUGGCUGCUCUCAAAAAGGUCACCUUUGAACUUACAUACGAGGAGCUGCUGAGACGCAGGCUUGGCAAGUACGACCUGCAGAUCCACGCUCGACCCAUGCAGCCUGUCAAAGACUUCAAGGUUGAUGUGUACAUUAAUGAGAAAGCAGGCAUCAAUUCCAUCAAGGUUAAGGGAGGACUAAGCACCAAAGCGCUGGCUAAUGCUAUCACCAAAACACAUGUGGACAAACAGGCGUGGGUGUAUUUCUACCCGACAGAGGACCAACAGAAAAUGUGUGACAGCUGUGGAGAGCAGGGUAUGAAUGGAGAUCUGGUUGUUGUUUAUGAUGUCAACAGGAACCCCUCACUGGGAGACAUCAAGAAAUCAGAUCGGUACUUCGUUCAUCACUUUGCUCCAUCUAAUCUUGCCAGCAUACCAAAAAAUGUUGUCUUCGUUAUUGAUCAAAGUGGCUCAAUGCACGGACGAAAAAUGCAACAGACCCGGAUAGCAUUGAUCCACAUCUUGAGUGACCUGGCAGAGGACGACCACUUUGGUCUUAUCACUUUUGAUAGCAGCAUUUUCCACUGGAAACGAGAACUUGUUCAGGCCAACAUGGAAAAUUUGGAGAGUGCCAAGAAAUUUUCACGCGAAAUUGUCGAAAGAGGAUCCACUGACAUUAACAAAGCAGUGUUGGAAGGAGCACGUAUGCUGAAUGCACAUCCCAGAGAAGGUUCAGCGUCUAUGCUUAUACUUCUCACCGAUGGAGACCCUACCUCAGGGGUGACAAAUCUGGAAGUCAUACAGUCAAAUGUCAGGGGGGCUAUCGCGGACAAAUUCCCACUCUACUGCCUUGGUUUUGGUUUUGAUGUCAAUUUUGAGUUCCUUGAGAAGAUGUCGCUGCAGAGCAAUGGUGUAGCACGACGGAUUUAUGAAGACUCGGAUGCUGACUUACAGCUGAAGGGUUUCUAUGAAGAGGUGGCCACUCCUCUGUUGACAGAUGUGACCAUGAUCUAUAAUGGUGGGACCAAUCUAACCCAGACUAACUUCAGCCAAUAUUAUAAUGGCUCUGAGAUUGUGGUGGCUGGUCAGAUCACCGACAACAACAUUGAAACCUUCACUCCACAAGUUGUCGCCAUUUCAAGCAACAGAAGGGUGAGGUUUUCUGACACAAAUGCUACCGUGGAGUCCAAUGGACCAGUGUCUGACAGCCACAUCCAGAGGGUUUGGGCCUACCUCACAGUCAAGCAGCUUCUGGAGAAAGAGCUGGUGUUAUCUGGACCUGAGAAGGAGAACGCGAAGAAAGAGGCCUUUGAGCUGUCGCUGAAGUACAGCUUUGUAACCCCACUCACAUCAAUGGUGGUCACCAAGCCUCAGGGGGAGAACACAGAUGUGCUCCAUAAACCCAAGGAAGGUGAAGCGACAGAGGGAAGGAGACAAUAUCAAAUGGGUCGCCAACCGAUGUUUAAUCAGAACACUCAACGGAUAACCUCCGGUCUUACUCGUAAGCAACGCAAAUGGGGAAAAAACAAACACAAAACAAACACAGGACAGUCUUACCCUAUGCCAGCACCUCCUGGUAUACCAGCACGCAGUGUACCAGGAGUCUUCUACAGCCCAGUUGAUACAGGACUUCGUCGUAGUCAUGAUCCAGUUACUUUACCAGGAGUCUUCUACAGCCCAGUUGAUACAGCUGAUCGGGAUUUCCAAAUAGGAACUGUCGAUUACGACAGCCGAAUACUCCCCUCUAUUGUGUCACCCAUUGCAACUGAUGUUCCUCUUUCUCACAGAUUUUUGCUAAAAACUGAGAAUCUGUCUCUUCCACUGUGCUUUGAUGUCACUGGAGAUGUUCGCCUUAAACUACUUCAUCAUCCCAACAGGGAGCUGUCUGUGAACGGUGAGCUUGAUUCAGUAGAGAAUGGAGGCUUCAGAAGGAUUGUCAUCCACUUGAAGAAUGACCUGCAUGUUGAGAUCGACCCCAAAGAAAUCACUGUACGAGAGGGACAGACACUGACACGCCACGUUGGACCGGAUCCCAUCACAGCUGGAAGUUUGGCAGCGAUUAGACAGGACAAGGAAAUAGACGUUGCAGCUGGGGACACACGCAUGAUCAUCAUAAUUCAUGAGCAGAAUGGAGAAGAAUUCCUCUGGCCGGUUUUGAGACAGCGACCAUUGGACAACAACGUUUCUGGGAUUUUAGCUCUAAAGCCAGCAGUUUAUGAGGAGGUGCAACAAAGUCCCCCAACAAGACUUAAGAUCAAAGACCAGGAGAUUGACGUUACCAGGGCCAGUGCUGUUGACUACAGUACCGUCUCUCCGCCCACACAUCACUGCUGGCUCAUGUCUGCUGAGUCUGCCCUGCAGAGCCACCUGGAUGAUUUCAUCAUCUUACAACUUUAACUGGGAACCAUGUUGAAUCACUUGUAGAGAUUUUAUUUGAAAUAGAAAUGAGUAUAACACAAACUAAGUCAUCAUGGAAAAAGACUUUCACCAGUUACUAACAUGAACCAAUAAACUAUUUCCCAGAUC